AUGCCGACUGAUUUAAUAGAAAAACGUCGAGCAGCUCUCAAGGAGAUUGAUGAUGCAAAAUUUGGUUGGUAUCAUGUUCGUGCGUGCUUAGUAGCUGGUACUGGAUUUUUUAUGGAUGCAUACGAUCUGUUUGCUAUCAAUUUCGCCUCUACUAUGAUCGGAUAUGUCUAUUAUAACGGCAAGAUACCCGCUAAUAUCGACUUGGGUUUGAAAGUGUCGGCCUCCAUUGGAAACUUAAUAGGCCAAUUACUUUUCGGCUGGUUGGCUGACGUACUCGGACGAAAAAAGAUGUAUGGAAUUGAAUUGAUGAUUAUUAUUGUUGCAACAGUGGCUUCAGCAUUAUGCGGUGAAAGUUAUGCUAUUUCAGUAACCGCUACAAUCAUGAUU
Messenger RNA from Rhizophagus irregularis DAOM 181602=DAOM 197198, 387 nucleotides. The record is from RefSeq and is a predicted model, not a curated record. Lineage: Eukaryota; Fungi; Glomeromycota; Glomeromycetes; Glomerales; Glomeraceae.